Osmia lignaria (orchard mason bee) is the source of this 717-nucleotide messenger RNA. NCBI's taxonomy places the organism in Eukaryota, Metazoa, Arthropoda, Insecta, Hymenoptera, Megachilidae. The record is from RefSeq and is a predicted model, not a curated record.
AUGGCCCAAGUCCAACGGGACCACCGAGCGGCCACUGAGGAAUGGGCCAAGGUCGUCGGCCGCAAGGCCAAAAAGGCCGAAGUGGUGAAGAGGAAGGAGGGGGUUACGGCCCCCCCUCAAACCACGGCAAAGAAACCGCCAACGAAGAAGAUGGCGGCCGGGACGACCAAUCCACCAGCCGCGAGGAGGGAGGGGUCAUCGGGGGAGAAGGGAGCCAGGAAUGUGGCGAAAAAGCCCCGCCUGGCCCGCCCUCCCAAGACGUCUGCGGUCACCCUGACGGUCGCGUCGGGAUCAAAGACCUCCUGCAGCGAGGCCAUGCUUCGCGCCAGGCAGGAGGUCGACCUCGCGGAGAUCGGGAUCACCGAUCUCCGACCUAGGCGCGCGGCCACGGGUGGCCUCGUCUUGGAGAUCGCCGGGACAGAGAGGGCGGCCAAGGCGGCGGCCCUGGCUAGCCGCCUCCAAGCCGUGUUCAGCGGUGUGGAGGGGGUUAAGGUGGCGUGUCCCGUCAAGAUGGGGGAGGUCCGCAUCUGCGGGCUUGACGACUCCGUCACCCGCGAUGAGGUGGCGGCCGCGGUAGCAACCGCCGGCGGUUGCGCCGCCGCAGAAGUGAGGUUAGGGGAGAUCCGCACCCCGCCCCGCGGUUUGGGGAGGGUGUGGCCCCAAGCUGCGGUGCGCGGUGAGGAGGGUGCCCCUGGAGUUAGCGCCAGGGGUGGCUGA